Messenger RNA from Marchantia polymorpha subsp. ruderalis, 2313 nucleotides. The record is from the annotation of a GenBank genome assembly. Lineage: Eukaryota; Viridiplantae; Streptophyta; Marchantiopsida; Marchantiales; Marchantiaceae.
GACUGGAUGUCGCAGGCGCAACGACGCAGCAGCGCUCGUCGCAGCAGCAGCGCUCGUGCCUUGCUUUCCGAGAGUCCCUGCAGCAGACCAACUCCGCGUCGGGGUCGGAGCAGCUGGAGCUGGAGCAGGAGGAGGAGGAGCAGGAGCAGGAGCGCGUGGGAGUCUUGCUUGAUUGCUUGGGGGUCGCGGUGCCAGCGGACGGAGUCGCGGAUUGUUGUUGCAGGAUAGGCGGCGCGAUUGGAGAGUGCUAGUUGGAGGUGUGCGGCAUUUGGGUCCCAUGGUGUGGGAGAGAUAGCGCGGACACUUGCGCAGGAGCUGUGUCAUUGUGCUCGUGGUGUCGAUUGGAGUCGAGGUGUGCUCUGUGCAGCGUGGUUGUGUUUUGGAGAAUUCGUCGGAAUGGGUCUCGAGGCCGCUGCUAUGGCGGGCAUUUCGCCCGCUUCUUCUCUUCUGCCUUCUGCUCGGCGAAGCGCGACCGAGCUUAGUCUGAGGGCGUCGGAUAUGCCAUCCUUUUCCGGUACCAAGUUAGCAGGCGCUUGCACGUGGGGAAAAUCGUCGAGAGUCUCCACUGCUGGCAAAGGCGUGCAGUGUUCUUCCAAUGGACCUCCUCCUGCUUGGCCUGGAAGAGCUGUAGACGACGGAGUGAAAAAAAAUUAUACUGGACCCAAACCCAUCUCUCUCAUUGGGUCUACCGGGUCUAUUGGUACCCAGACUCUGGACAUCGUUCGUGAGAACCCUGAUAAAUUCAGGGUGGUCGCACUAGCCGCUGGUUCCAAUAUUACUCUGCUAGCUGAUCAGGUGAGGACGUUCAAACCCAGUUUGGUUUGUGUGCGUCAUGGAGACCGAGUUGCCGAGCUGAAGGAAGCUAUUGCCGAUGUUUACCCUCAGCCCGAGAUCGUGGUCGGUGACUCUGGGAUUGUAGAGGUUGCCCAACAUCCCGAAGCCGUCACAGUGGUCACUGGAAUCGUCGGCUGUGCUGGUCUGAAGCCCACUGUUGCAGCUAUCGAAGCAGGAAAAGACAUAGCUUUAGCAAAUAAGGAAACUUUGAUCGCCGGAGGUCCUUAUGUACUACCCCUUGCCAAGAAAUAUGGCAGCAAAAUUUUGCCUGCCGAUUCCGAGCAUUCAGCUAUUUUUCAGUGUAUUCAAGGUUUGCCAGAAGGUGGACUGAGACGCAUCAUCCUCACAGCAUCUGGGGGUGCCUUUAGGGAUUGGCCUGUGGAGAAAUUGAAAGACGUCAAGGUGGCCGAUGCUCUGAAACAUCCAAACUGGAGCAUGGGCAGGAAAAUCACUGUUGACUCAGCCACUCUGAUGAAUAAGGGUUUGGAAGUUAUUGAGGCUCACUACCUCUUCGGAGCUGAGUACGAUGACAUCGAGAUAGUCAUCCAUCCGCAAUCGAUCGUCCAUUCCAUGGUCGAAACACAGGAUUCUUCUGUCCUUGGCCAGAUGGGAUGGCCAGAUAUGAGGUUACCUAUUCUUUAUACCUUGUCAUGGCCUGAACGUGUUUCUUGCUCGGAGAGCACUUGGCCCCGCCUUGAUUUCGUGAAGAUGGGCUCCCUAACAUUCAAGGCUCCAGACCGGGCGAAGUACCCAGCAAUGGAUAUUUCAUAUGCUGCUGGUCGGGCAGGUGGGACCAUGACUGGGGUCCUCAGUGCAGCGAACGAGAAAGCUGUCGAGCUAUUUUUGGACGAGAGAAUUGGCUACUUGGACAUCAUCAAAGUCAUUGAAAGUACCUGCGACAAGCACAGGCAAGAGUUGGUGUUGCGUCCUUCACUUGAAGAGAUUAUUCACUACGAUCAAUGGGCACGUGUUUUUGCUGAGGAUGUGGCUAAGAAGUACGAAAUCUCUCCUUCGGCCACGCCUGUGCCAGUUUAAACUUCUGUAUGCAUGAUACAAACCUCCUCACUUACUUAAUUGUAACACUAUAUGACACCACCGACGGACGUGCUUUGGAGCGAAAAAGGUCGUACAUAUGCGAGACACGUAGUGUAAUCAUCAUCUUAUGUAGUUGUGUAGUCGGAUGACCACAGAUAGGACAGUUUCCUCUGCCUGGGCAGAGAGCGUCAGCAGAUUUUUGUUGAUAGACUUCGGAAUCACGGAAUAAACCUUUAGUUCCAUCCUUGUAGAAAACACCAGUUAACGGAGUCAAGAAACCGGAAGCGGGCAAAUCAAAAAAUAUCAAUUGCACGUCUUUCUUUUUUGAGCUUUGAACGACGUGGAAAGGUAAUCACCGCGAGACAUCCGUUCUCGCUAUAGACUGACAUCAUUCAUUGGAUAAAAAUGUUCCAUCAAAUUUUAUCUCUGUAGCGGUUGAUUGCC